Oryza brachyantha (malo sina) is the source of this 1182-nucleotide messenger RNA. RefSeq lists its product as uncharacterized. The record is from RefSeq and is marked validated. Bases 117 to 1175 code for a protein of 352 amino acids. Lineage: Eukaryota; Viridiplantae; Streptophyta; Magnoliopsida; Poales; Poaceae. Gene Ontology annotation, cellular component: Ino80 complex. The transcript is spliced from 8 exons.
UCGUUUUGGAAUCGCGGUGCAGCGUGGUUUUCAUUGACAUGGGAUAUACAUUAGACUUCUAGCAAGAUAGAGUCAUUUAUUGGUAAAAAGGUUUAAGACCUCCAUUUAAUGAUCAAAUGACCUGCAGAAUGGCAGCAGGCAAGCAAAAGAAACGAAUAAUAAGUUCCACUAACUCAGAUCAACACAGAACAGGGAAGAAAUCGAAGGUUCAGUCAUCCAAUUAUGUGAUAAGUUUGAAGUCUCAGAUUGCUCUUAAAUGGGAUGACCAUCAAAAGAGAGUGGUUCCCCAAAAGGAACAAGUUGGGAUUUUGUGGUCAGACUUGUCACCGUUCAUAGAUUCCAGACAGAAGCAUUAUUCAGGGUUGGCUGAUGUUACAUAUAUUCCCCCAGAGGCUUUUUCCUUGGAGAACUUGAGAAGAGUGCUGUCCUAUGAGGUUUGGAAUACAUGUCUAACAGAAGCCGAGAGAAAGUUUCUCAUGCAGUUUCUUCCUACUGAGACUGAUGCAGAAGAAAAUGUUCAUUUGUUGCUUACAGGCCAAAAUUAUCACUUCGGAAAUCCUUCUCUCAGCUGGUCAUCCUCUCUUUGCUAUGGUGAUAUUCAUCCAGAUGCUAUACUUAAUAAGGAGAAGCAAAUUAGAGUUGACGAGAAUGCGUAUCGUAUUAAUCUGAAUAAUUACCAUUCCAACAUGGUUGAAUCCUUGAAGAAAUGGAAAAAGAGAUGGCUAAAUGCUGAUGAUCCAGAAAUAAUAUUCAGGGAUAACCUUGCUAAACACAAGCAAGGAGAUAUGCGACCAAAAGUUACUAGUAGUGAAGUGCCCUUGAAGGUUGCACAGAGUAGUGAUGUUUCAAAGUUUAUGUCAUAUAUCGAGGUCAGCAGAACACAGCACAACCUUGUUAAGAGCAUGAAGCAGUCUGGUGAUGGCAUUAAGACCAAACAUCUUACUCGUGUAAUUGGUAAUCUUGAUAAAUUCCAUGUAAAACCAUAUGGAACAUUAAUAGACGAUGAACAGAGGAGACUGCGUGAACAUUGGUUGAAGAUAUCCUGCAAUGAUCUACCUGCAGCUUUUGAGGUCCUUAAGGGCAGGAAGGUGACAACAGAGAAACUGAGAAAUUUACUUGGUCUUGAGCUACUCGAAAAGAAUGUAUCUAUCGUGAGAAAGGUUCGCUGUGACUAAUCCUUUC